Oppiella nova is the source of this 1140-nucleotide messenger RNA. The record is from the annotation of a GenBank genome assembly. Lineage: Eukaryota; Metazoa; Arthropoda; Arachnida; Sarcoptiformes; Oppiidae.
AUGGGGGCACUUCAGCACUGGGAGGCCGGGGAGGCGGACAGGGCUUACAGAGAUCAUAUCACUUGCGGAUCAACUGAUGGCCAGACAGUAAUCGGUGGAAGUGUUGUCACAACUCGUGAAUCAAAUGUUUUGCGGACAAGUGUUGACCACAAGAAUCAAGAGUCCAUUGAAUGUGAAGACUGUGGAUGCGAUGGACACGAAGUGAGUGAUGAUAAUGAAGACCCGAUUGAUGGACACGACUCACGAGGAAGUGAUCAUCAAUUGAAUGACACAAUCGUUAAGAACACUAAAAGUAUGCGAAUUAGAGGAAAGUCUGUUCACAACACCAGAAGAAGUGAUAAACAAUUGAAUGCAAAGAAAGUUAAGAAAAAUGUGACAAAACAUGUGAUGAGUAGACGACUAUUCACGUGUUCAGUCAAUGGAUGUCUUCAGAGGCUUUCCAACAAACCAGAUGUGAUUCGACAUGAGUUAAGACUACAUCCCAAUGACUUCCCGGACAUACCAUGGAUUAGGUGCCGAUAUACUGGCUGUCAGUAUAGGACUAAAUUCAAUACUGAUAUGAAUUGGCACCAGAAAAUACAUUCAAACUCUUAUGAAUGCCAACACACGGGCUGUCAGUUUAAGACUAAAUAUAAACCAAGUUUCAAACGACAUAUUCAGACAUAUAAUCACAAAAAGCUACCGAAGCUCUCGUGCGAUGGGAAAGGCUCUCAAAAGGUGUCUAUCGGAAGGCAAAUCAAGUGUUCAGUUAAAGGAUGUUAUCAAAGGUUUCAAAGUAAGGGUUACUUAACUAAACACGAGUUGAGACAACACUCAGAUGCCUUUCCCGACGUACCAUGGAUUGAAUGCCAGCGUAAGGGCUGUCAGUUUAGGUGUAAACUCACGGACGAUAUGACUGUACAUAAGAAAAUGCACACAAAUCCCGGUAAAGUGGUUACCCGUCGGUGCCGAUCGACAGAAAUUACUGAAUUAACUGAUAGACAACUGGAUAGUGACUUAAAUCGUGAGAACAUUGACAAUACUAUUGUGAAUGUCAAACACGAGUCAAUUGACGACAAUAUCAUUGAACCCAACGUUAACUCAAACUUCAAACUAAUGACUGAUUUAUUGUUAACUCAAACAAAACGGGAAGACAUAUAA